Dipodomys ordii (Ord's kangaroo rat) is the source of this 3707-nucleotide messenger RNA. RefSeq names its product regulator of chromosome condensation 2 (gene Rcc2). The transcript has 16 exons. The coding region runs from base 1 to 1815 and encodes 604 amino acids. NCBI's taxonomy places the organism in Eukaryota, Metazoa, Chordata, Mammalia, Rodentia, Heteromyidae. The record is from RefSeq and is a predicted model, not a curated record.
AUGCCUGAGGGCCAGAAGUCCCCUUCAGAGAGGCUGGCCAACAUUGAGCGUAAGCUGAUUGCCUUUGGCCACCAAACUACCUCCAACUUCACGGUAUUCCGCAUGGUGGAGCGUGUGGCUGCGUCCAUCACCAGCCAGCCCUUCAAGCAGUCAACCCCAGCUUCCAGGGGCUGGAUUCUCCCCCAGACCUCACAGAGCACACCGGGCCGUUGGGUGGAGGCCAAGGCCAAGUUGCAGGCUGGUUACUGCUUCCACUCAGGGGCUGCUGCUCCACCCCCCACAGGCCCGGGGAUGUCGUUUGUCCCACUAAUGAGCCUCAGUCAGAGGACCCUCUCCUGGAACCGCCCCUCCCUCACCCGUGGAAAGAGGCCCCAAUUGGGGAGCCAGCAGAUGGGUGGAACUUGUGUGGUUGGUAAGAGUUCGAGGAGAUCACACCUGUUUGAUGUAAAGGACCUGGAUCCUGCUACAGCCCUGCUGCAGAAUGUCUUCCCUCUGCAAACGGGCAUGAAGGAGCGCCCUCCAGAGGGCCUGAAACUCGAAGGGUCUAAGUGCAAAGGGCAGCUGCUGAUUUUUGGGGCAACCAACUGGGACUUGAUCGGUCGGAAGGAAGUGCCUAAACAGCAAGCUGCGUACCGCAAUCUCGGUCAGAACCUGUGGGGUCCCCACAGGUAUGGGUGCCUGUCGGGGGUCCGCGUGCGGACCGUGGUCUCGGGUUCCUGCGCAGCGCACAGCCUCCUCAUCACCACGGAAGGGAAGCUGUGGAGCUGGGGUCGCAAUGAGAAGGGGCAGCUGGGCCACGGCGACACCAAGAGGGUGGAAGCUCCCAGACUCAUCGAGGCCCUCAGCCAGGAGGUGAUUGUGCUGGCGGCGUGCGGGCGCAACCACACCCUGGCACUGACUGAAACGGGCUCCGUGUUCGCUUUUGGGGAGAACAAGAUGGGGCAGCUGGGCCUCGGCAACCAGACAGACGCCGUCCCCAGUCCUGCACAGAUAAUGUACAACGGCCAGCCAAUUACCAAGAUGGCCUGUGGGGCUGAAUUCAGUAUGAUAAUGGACUGCAAAGGAAAUCUCUAUUCCUUCGGGUGCCCUGAGUUUGGCCAGCUGGGACACAACUCGGAUGGGAAGUUUAUCGCCCGGGCGCAGCGGAUAGAGUAUGACUGCGAGCUGGUGCCCCGGCGGGUGGCCAUCUUCAUCGAGAAGACGAAGGACGGGCAGAUCCUGCCCGUCCCCAACGUGGUGGUGCGGGACGUGGCCUGCGGCGCCAACCACACGCUGGUACUGGACUCACAGAAGCGCGUCUUCUCCUGGGGCUUCGGUGGCUAUGGCCGGCUGGGCCACGCGGAGCAGAAGGACGAGAUGGUGCCUCGCCUGGUGAAGUUGUUCGACUUCCCCGGGAGAGGGGCGUGCCAGAUCUACGCCGGAUACACCUGCUCGUUUGCCGUCAGCGAAGUGGGCGGGCUGUUUUUCUGGGGGGCCACCAACACCUCCCGGGAGUCCACCAUGUACCCGAAAGCAGUCCAGGACCUCUGCGGCUGGAGGAUCCGGAGCCUGGCCUGCGGGAAGAGCAGCAUCAUCGUGGCAGCAGACGAGAGCACCAUCAGCUGGGGUCCGUCACCGACCUUCGGGGAACUGGGCUACGGGGACCAUAAGCCCAAGUCUUCCACGGCAGCCCAGGAGGUGAAGACUCUGGACGGCAUCUUCUCAGAGCAGGUGGCCAUGGGCUACUCGCACUCCUUGGUGAUCGCACGGGACGAGAGUGAGACUGAGAAGGAGAAGCUCAAGAGGCUGCCGGAGUACAACCCGCGCACCCUCUGAGGGCGCCCCCUCGCCGCAGCUCAUUCCAAGUGCACUGGGACCGGAAGUCCAACCGGGUUUAGGAAGCAGACGUUGACCGAAGGUGCAUUUUGUUAAGACUCCCCAAGGUUCUGUUUUCUACGUGAUUCAACGUCAACUACCUUUUUCUGUAUGCUUUCCAAAGUGGUUUUUUCCCCCCUCAAUGUUUAAUUAAAAUAUUUGCUCAUAGUUGACUUACCAUUCCUACAUACGAGGCAGAGACUUUGAGCAGUUGAAGUUUUUUAAGUGGCAUUUCUUUUCUCCCUCACCUAAAUCUGCUCGCCCCCACCUCCCAUUCCAGCUGUAAGUAGCAUUGUGAUCUGAAGGGGCCACGCAGGACAGGAGAGGCUGGCCCUGGUGGCCGGUCCCCUCCGCAGCCACGUGCGUGCUGUGGAGCACCCGGGUCUCCUGCCUGCUCUCCCUCAGCCGGGACCCGCCCGCGCUGUCCCAGCCUCCUUCCCUGGCUGCUUGUGCACCCCACCGCCUCUGGUCUCAAAGUCAGCACUGUCCUGUCCCCCCUGGUGGGGGCGCUGAGGUUCGUUUGUGACCAUUUUUAUCAACUUCAGCUGUAAGAUAAGUCCAGAUGAGAAUCAGGUGAUUGGGGGAGGUGGGGGCAGCGGUGGGGAACAUUUGUAUCUGGGAAGGGGGGUUCUGGCUUUGUGGCUAUCUGUCAAGUCCCUGCCUGGCCACCAGCGGGAGCUCCUUAGAGAUGGACCAGCCAGCUGCCAGUGCUCCGGCCGCCUGCCGCAGACCAGCCUGUUGCCUCUGUCCCCACUGCCUCCGGUGCAGCCUGCCUGGGACCCCUGCCCUGCGCUCUCCAUGUUUGGGGCUCCAGAAGAAGUGCCCUGCUCUGUGGCUGAGACUGCCGCCUGCAUCCCUGACCCGUGUCCUGCCCAAGCCGGGCCCCCAGACGGUGCGGCGUGAGUGACGAGGUGCCUUCCCCAGAACCCGAGCAAGGCGGCAGCGCGGCUGGGCUCUGGGUUCCCGGGGCUCUGGACUGGUUUGGGUGCUUUAAGUAGAUUUUAGUACCGUGGUGCUUCUGGGGCCGGGGGUGGGGGAAGGCAGGGCCUAGUGUGAGACUGGGGGGUAGGAACAUGACAUACUGGUUUUCAGCAUUUGUUUUUGCUUUGCUAUUGUUUCCACUUGUCAUUGUCUCGAAGUUAAAAUGCCAAAAAUGAUCUGUCUGGUGGAUUGCUUUUCUCCUGCCCUCCUGCCCAUCACUCCAUAGUGGCUUUUGUCCUGCUGGGCAUGACAGUACCGCCAGUCCCAUGGCCUCCUGUCUUACAUGGGAUGUGAGGCUUGCAUUCACGCCGUCCCUGCCCCACCUGCACUGCUAGCAGCACGGGGCGUGGACAGCACAGGGCGUGGGCUUCCGCAGCUCAGCUUCUGUGAAACUGACCUCUGUCCAGGCUGCCCCCACCACACUGAAGCCUCAAGUGUGCAGGACCCGGGCUCUCCCCACGCAGCAGCUGCACCCUGGAGGUCACCUCCAGCUCGGGUCACAGUCCAGGAGCUGCCCUGGGCUGAGGGGGCUCGGGUCUGGGGGACACAACUAAAUCCAACAGUCCAGCAGUCACUGGCCGGUCCGGCGCCCUCCUCUGUACCCCACCCCCAGGCAUAGAGAUGUAACAUGAUUUCCACGUGGAGAAAAUGCUUGAGAAUAGGAGUUGGGGUUCCCACACCCCCAGAGGACCCCCUGGGAAUGUGCUCUCUGGGUCUGGAAAGGAGGGUCUUGGGAAGAGCGGAGGGUGAAGGGGAAUGAAAACGGCGCUGGGAUUUGGCUGAAGGUGCCUGGUUUAGUGUUGUUAAUUGUCUUAUUUUUUUUAUAUAUAUAUUUCUUGGAGUAAACAUUUUAAAUAAACUGCAUCAUUGUU